Molecule: messenger RNA, 1192 nt
Organism: Daphnia pulicaria
Lineage: Eukaryota; Metazoa; Arthropoda; Branchiopoda; Diplostraca; Daphniidae
Product: peroxisome biogenesis factor 10-like
Exons: 5
Coding region: 209-1111 (300 amino acids)
Biological process (GO): protein import into peroxisome matrix
Cellular component (GO): peroxisomal membrane
Molecular function (GO): zinc ion binding
Source: RefSeq, a predicted model, not a curated record
CCUUGACCCGAUUGUGUCAUCAUCUACACACGGGAGCUUCAAAGGUCACUCUCUCGAGUCUCGCUUUCGUUGGAAUGAUCACCAUAUUUAUUCAUUCCCCGGACGUCUAAACCAGUGGAUGGUCGCCACCAUUUGUCCGUCCUUUACAACAGGCUCUCCGUGAGAGUAUAGACAAGUUUUUUCGAUUGUUUUCUUUUUCUUAAAAAAUAUGGCCGUGUUCGUGGAAGCCAAUCCACCCGAGAUCCUUCGAGCCUCCCAAAAGGAUGAGUCUUAUAUCAACACCAUCAAGAACGAACUGGCUGACAUUGUACAACGUCUUUUCGGAAAUCAGACAUGGCUGAAGGUCCAGUGGCUGUCGGACCUCACCUGUGUCUUCCUAUAUUACACCUUGACCACCUUGUUGGACAAUCAAACCCUCGGAGAGGAAUAUGUAGGGCUCAUACAAGUCAAUCCAACAUUAAGGGCUCUUCCCUCUAAAUUGACAAGGCUUACUGCCAUCACUCUGCAAGUAUUAGGACCACGGCUGUUCAGUCAAGUCAUGAAAAAGCUGGACACCUGGCUACGAAAUCCAGAAAACAUCCCUGAUUUAACACCCAAAGCCAGAGAUUACAUUGUAUUGCUGACAGAGCUGAUUCACAGCAGCAGUUUUUGGGUGGGGCGACUCAACUUGGUUUUAUUCUACAUGUACGGGAAAUACUACAGGCUAUCUCAAAGAAUGGCCAAGAUCCAUUACGUAUUCGCUACAGACUACUUGAAAACAGAAAAUUACAACCCAACAUUCAAGUUCAUUGGGCAAAUGGCCCUUACACACCUUGUUCUACUUUUACUUACAAAUUCCAUUACCAAAUGGAAAAAUGGCAAUUCUUUAAAAAAUUCCAGUGCAAUUUCGGUGGUGGACAGUUCUAGUGAAAAAUGUGCUGGCACAUCACCCUCGACAACAGCGAAAUGUUCCCUUUGUUGGGAUUCAAGAAAAAACACAGCCUGCACCCCAUGUGGCCACCUGUUCUGCUGGCAAUGUAUUUUGCAAUGGUUGCAAACCAAGCAUGAGUGUCCUCUUUGCAGAGAAAGUGUGCAACCUUCAAGAAUUGUGCCAUUAUUGAAUUAUGAAUAAUCUAUGUCAGAGUCCAAACAGCUAUUUUGUGAAAAUGUUUUGCACAAUGUGUUGAAAUAAAGCUCGCUAUGUUUUUGACGA